This is a messenger RNA of Spodoptera litura, 1306 nucleotides long. It is a transcript of the gene hkb, whose product is annotated as zinc finger transcription factor huckebein. The record is from RefSeq and is a predicted model, not a curated record. Gene Ontology annotation, molecular function: RNA polymerase II cis-regulatory region sequence-specific DNA binding; DNA-binding transcription factor activity, RNA polymerase II-specific. Gene Ontology annotation, biological process: regulation of transcription by RNA polymerase II. Lineage: Eukaryota; Metazoa; Arthropoda; Insecta; Lepidoptera; Noctuidae.
UACAAGUGCUCCAAUAUGUUUUCUGAACAAAGUUACUCGAGGCUCUUCAGGCCUUGGGACGUGAGUGAUAGUAAGAAGGAUGGACAGUCACGUUGUGAUAUUUCUGGCGACGUAGAAAAUAAGACAACAAAAAGAAAAAUGGACGAAGCAAAAAGGGAAAGUCGACUGCGGAAAAUUCGCGGCACCUUUAGAAAAUCUGAUACGAGUCAUCAAGACGCCACCGUCUCGACUACCACUAGAGAUGGUGAUGAAGACAUAAAGGCUGCACCUAUAACUGAUGUAAAUUCACCUGUUGAAAAAUUAACAUUGUGCUGCGACCGACUUCUACCAGAACCUCCUUUAGAAAAGAAAGAAAAAGUUGAAAGGCCGACGGAGAUCGACAUAAAACCUCAACCUUAUCCGUUGCCACAGAUGUCAGCAUACAGUCCGUCGUUCAUGCAGGAGUACUUACCGACGGCGGACAUAGCGCACGCACUGGGCGUGCCUCCGACGGACCCGCUACUCCUGGAAUCCCUGGCACAAGGUUACGCGAUGGAGCUGGAAUACGCAAGAAUCCUACACCAAGAAAACGAAGCUAAGAUCAACGCUAAAAAGCAGAGACCAAAGAAGUAUAAAUGCCCGCAUUGUCACGUUGGCUUUUCUAACAACGGUCAAUUAAAGGGCCACAUAAGGAUUCACACUGGCGAGAGACCUUACAAAUGUGAUGAGAAGAACUGUGGGAAGACGUUUACGAGGAACGAGGAGUUGACGAGGCAUAAGAGGAUUCAUUCUGGUGUCCGGCCUUAUCCGUGUUCUACGUGCGGGAAGAAGUUUGGUAGGAGAGAUCAUUUGAAGAAACAUACACGGACUCACUUUAUCCAGGCUGAGAGAAUGAUGCCUGUGUUCGUGCCUUUGUCGGCAAUGCCACAUGUGGCUGGCUUCCCAUACUUAUACGGGUACUAGAGCUUCCACUACAGCAUCGCCUAUGUAUUAAACCACGUCAUAUUUUAUUUAUAUGCCAAGUAACAACUACAUAGGUCCUAAGAACGUAUAUGAUCUAAAUGAAUUUUCUAGGUUUAGAUUCUCAAAUAGUUCUUUGUUAACUUGCUUAAGAUUGAACAGAAAAUGAAUUUAUUAAAGUCAAUUUUGUAAAUAAUAUAGUAGAUAGGUAAGUUUGAAUGCAAUGUGAAAGAGUAUCGUAUAAUAGUUUAUUAUUAAUUGUAUUGUAUCAGAAUAUGGCACUUACUAAAAAUACAUUUUUGGAAUAAGCAAUUAUGGCCGUUUAUAUUUAAAAAGUCGCUCAAAAUACAUGUUAUACUAGGUAUAA